Messenger RNA from Centropristis striata (black sea bass), 8875 nucleotides. RefSeq names its product SERTA domain containing 2b (gene sertad2b). Gene Ontology annotation, molecular function: transcription regulator activity. The coding region runs from base 156 to 1409 and encodes 417 amino acids. NCBI's taxonomy places the organism in Eukaryota, Metazoa, Chordata, Actinopteri, Perciformes, Serranidae. The record is from RefSeq and is a predicted model, not a curated record. The transcript has 2 exons. Gene Ontology annotation, cellular component: nucleus.
GUCCCUGUGAGCGGAGGCAGCUUUCUCCUCCUAUCAGCGCCAUUGUGUGGCGGAGUCUCGGGGAGCGAGGACGGCUUGUUCUUCUGGAGCCGACAGGACUCUUUAAAUACCCUCCAUGUUUCUCUUUCAAACUCCGGCGGACCUGGAUGUGAUAUAUGUUCGGUAAAGGUGCGAAGCGGAAGCUGGACGAGGAUGAAGAGGGGCUGGAAGGCAAAACGAUGGAGGCGGCGGUGGCGGGAGGGGGGCUAGGCCUCGGUCCGGAGGGUCUGUCCAAGGUGUCGUACACGCUGCAGCGCCAGACCAUCUUCAACAUCUCUCUGAUGAAGCUGUACAGCCAGCGGCCGCUCGGCGAGCCCAGCCUGGAGCGCCGCGUCCUCAUCAACAACAUGCUGCGGCGGAUCCAGGACGAACUCAAGCAGGAAGGCUCCCUCCGGCCGCUGCUGCUGCCGCCCUCGCCGCCGCCCGACGACCCCAUGGACGAGGGCUACCGCGAGGCGCCGCCGUCCUUCGGCGUGUUGUCGGCGGCGGCGCAGGCGUCCCAGCCGUCGGCGCUGCUGAUGCCGGUGAUCGUUCCGCCGCCUUCGCCCCACCCGAUGGUGCCUCCCAACGGCCAGGCGUCCCCGGUCGGCCCCGGCCGCGUGGAGGCCUGCCUCACUCCGGCCUCGCUACUGGAGGAGGACGGCGGAGACUCGGCCUUUUGUACUCCAUCCCCGCCCACUCCUCCGCUGUCGCCUCCGCCGGCGCAGCCUCCUCCGCUACCUUCGGCGCUCCUGAGCCCCGAGGCGGCCCCCAGGGUCCCCGCGCCCGCCUCGUCCAGCGACGGUUUCCCCUCCGCUCUGAGUGACAUGGAGUUGGACCCUCCCACAGCCAUAACAAGGACAGCAGCAGCUAAUACUACGACCGUGACUACCUCCCCAGCGCCCACGCCACUCGCCCAGCCCCUCCCCCCGGCGCCCACGGGCCCACCCAGAGACAGCCGGCCCGCGGGUGCUAAACAAGAUGCAGCUGGCGUCUUGCUGGCGGAAGUCGCCCGCUGCGCCGAGCUCCGGCCGAUGGACGCUCUGGCCCCCGUCGGCCUCGUAGACAUUUCCUCUUCUUCUUCUUCUUCUUCCUCCUCGCCCUCGGGGUUCCUCUCAGACUUGGCGCUGGACGACGUCCUGUUCGCCGACAUCGACACGUCCAUGUAUGACUUUGACCCCUGUACGACGGCGGGGGCCGUGGGCGUGGCCGCGGCCGCAGCUGGUGGCGGCGGCCUCACCAAACUGUCGCCCGUGGUGACGGCGGACGACCUCCUCAAAUCGCUGGCGUCGCCGUACAGCGGCCCCGCCCCCCAGGUUUCAGCCAAUCAGCCUUUCAAAAUCGAUCUGACAGAACUGGACCACAUCAUGGAGGUGUUGGUGGGCUCGUGACUCGGACACGAGCCCCCCAGAAACACUCAGACAGUUUAAUACGGAAUACAGACUGGAAUGAACCUUCGGGAUUGAUUUUGGGGGGGUUUCCCGUUUGUUGUUUUUAUGUUUUUACUCUCUUCAAAGGUCGGUAAUUGUAAACAUCAAUAGUGAUGUCAGUUAGUACUACUAUGACAACUACUACUACACAACACUGUGCAUGCACUGUGCUCGCCUUUCCAAAUAUGGAAAUGAAGUAACCGGGAAACAAAGACACACAUAGGUUUGUAUUUCUAUACUUGUGAGGACCUCCAACGAUUCCCAUUCAUUCCCUAAUUCUAAUGUAACCCUAGUUUUAAUCCUUAACCUGAACCUAAGCCUUAACCCUAAAAAGUAACUGUAAAUAGAAAAAAAAAACGAGGACCGGCAAAUUGUCCUCAUUCUGGAGGAUUUUUUUGCAAUCAUUCUAUCCUUGUGAGGACAUAAACUCCUCACAGGUAUAUUAAUACAUGUUUAAACACACACAGACACGACACACACACACACACAAAACACACACUGAAUCCAUGGCUUUUAGCAGAUGAGUGCCUUUCAAAAUGACCACUUCUUCAAUUCCUGUUUUUACAGUAUUUGUCUUUUUUUUUUUCUUUCUAGUUUCUCUUCACUUUAACAGCCGAGAGAGGUCACUCCUCAGUGUUUUUUUUUGUUUUAAUUUAUUGUAUUGUGUUAUAAAACUGUUAUUAAGGCAAUUUCUCAUGAUCAAAUAAUAAUUAUUUAAUCUUUUAUCUUAUUACAGAUGCUAUGUUUUAUUUGUAAAGCGAGCAUAAAAGAGGUUUUACGAGGAUGAUACGUUGUUUUACCAGUGAGUGCUACAUUACAUAUUAGCUUGGCUUUAUAAUCACGCUUUGGAAAUAGUUUUCAAUACACACCGCCUGGCUGUUUGUUUGUUAAACUCUUUUUGUAGAAGGAAAUGUCUGUUCAUGUGCACACCAUGUCUAUGAAUUCAGUUCGGGACUUUAUUUUUUUCUUCCCUUAUUGGCAGGCACAUGUAACUGUGCUGGAUACUAUUUUACAUGAGCUCAAGCUGCGGUCUAGUUAUUGUGCUUCAGUUAGAGCGGAAUUCAAAUGAGCUACACCCACGGGGAAAGCUUGUUGUGUUUACACUGGGAACGGCAGCUGCACCACCACCACCAACUCUCCUCAGCCUCCGUUUGGAUGCAGAGGUUCUGAAAAGUCCAAUAGUCAGGUGCAAAUAUGGUUAAACCCUAAAAAAAAAAAAUCUAACAAAAGGUUUUCUCAGUAGUAUCAGAUGUACUUAAAAACAUGCUAAAAGUUUAAUUUUUGACUCCAGGAAAAGCCCCGUUUUACAUAAUUCAGCUCCCAAAUUUACAAAUUUGGCUAUUUUGUGAAAAAAGAUCAGACUGUAUGGAAGAGCUAUUUAUUUGGAGGCAAAGGGCUGAAAACAGCUGUGACACACUCCCUUUAAUCUACCUUCCAAGGCACACAACAAGCAUGUUGCAAGGUUUUUUUUAUUGUGUAUAACAGUGUCACAUAUUUACCAGUAACUUUCAAAACCUCCAGGUCUUUAAAUUGACCAUUACUCCUUCUAGUCGGAGCUAAAUAACUCGUCGGACAAAAGCACCACAUUUUUUCCACAUGCUCUCCAUCACCAUAAGGUAAAAUUUUAUGGUAGGAGCCACUUCAUCAAGAUUGUGGAUUGGAGAUGGCAGCCAUAUUUAUUUAUUUUUUUAAUACUUUUGGAUAGGGACAGUGCACAUUAAUGAACAUCGAAAAACAUCUUUGUAAAUAUGCCGGAUUAUAGCAAAGCUGCAAGUUUGCAUCCGUAGUCCCUAAAAAAAAUAAAAAUAAAUACAAAUAUAAAAGACAGCAAGUACAUAGGUAAGAUACAGGAUAUAACUAUGCAAUAAAAAGUAAUGUUCAAGUCGUCUUAAGUCCAGUUAGUGGUCACACUUUUGAUGUGAUUUCAGCCAUUGUUUUAGAUUUCCUUUAAAAGAAGAGUAAGUGGGACAUUCCCUUAUUGUGUAUUAAAAUCUAUGAGAACCAAUAUGUCUUCCAAGCUACUCAGAAGGCCAAUCUUGGUGUCAAAAUCUACAUUUUCUGGGUCAAAGAAUUCAUUAAAGCUAUUGAGAAUAUCACUAGAUGAUUAUUUGAUCAAAUAGAUUUGUUCAUUUUGGCCAUGUAUUGACGUAAUUUCCAACUCAUUAAUAUAGGUCAUAUAUGCAUACAUUGAAUUGAACUUUAUUAGCUUCACUCGUAUUAUUUAUUACAUUUACGACCACAAAGUUGUGAUCAGUUCCAGUGAGCCUUCCUGCAUGAGCACCUUGCACCACAGACACUUUACAGUUUCCCUUCAGUAAUUAUUAUUAUUAUUAUUAUUAUUAUUAUUAUUUAUCCUUUCUCAUAUGGCUUUGCCUAGUGUUGGUGGCUUCUUUUCUAGUGGUCAGAUUUCGGUAAACUUUUAGUAUGUUAUUACGGACAUCUAAUACUACAAAAAAACAGCUGAGAAACCUUUUGUUAGAAUUUUUUUAGGGUUAAGUGGGUUUUUUUUCCAUAUGUGCACCCGCCUACAUCCUAAGCAGAGACUUUAAGGCUCCAAACACAUUCAAUUUGGCUGUUUAGGACUCAAGACUAACACAGAUUGCAAAGGAGAGUCAUUGUGGUACCAAUGUGACUCCAUAAAACUUCUCAGAAUCACACAAAAGAAAAAAUUCUGUAAAACAUGCCUUAUUUUGGGUUUGGCUCCUACAGAAUUAGCAACAUGAGUGACAGACAAAUUACAGUAUUACACAAACACCAGUUUACUGUCUGGAGAAGAAGCCCUAUAUGCCAAAUCUCAGGGUUCUGCUCACUUCUGUGCAUUGUGCUGCACAGUUUGUUGAUGUUGACCCCAAAGCUCACAGAUUCUCUUUUAACCCUUUGAUGCACAACAUAUUGACCCCCUUUCUAAUGCACAACAUGGGUCAAAAUGACCCGCAUUCAUUCCCCAUGUUAUUUAAUGCUGCUGUGUGUUUUUCUGUGCUCUAUCUUUUGAUAUCAACUUAUUAAUGAUUGAAUAUUCCAAGUAUUCUUUAAAUAUCUUGCUUUUGAUAACAACAGAUUAAUAUUUCCAGUUUUUGUAUUAUUACAUAGCUAACUUCUUGACUAAGUAGCUUGCUAAGGUAACUACUUAGCCAAGAAGUUAGCUAAGUAGUUAGCUUAACAAGCUAAUUAGCCAAAAAGUUAACUAAGUAGUUAGCUCAGCAAGCUGCUUAGCUAAAUACUUAGCCAAGUAGUUAGCUAAGUAGUUAGCUUAACAAGCUACUUAGCUAAAAAGUGGAUAUGGGUCAUUUUUCACCCAUGUUGUGCAUUAGAAGAGUAGUGACACAAAAAGGGAUUUUAUUAAAAAAAUAAUGAAGGAAAACAUAAAAUUAGGAUGUAUGAUGAUAAAAAAAAAAUUGAGGAAAACCUGGAAUACUGAAUGAUGGAAAUAAUUUAUUGCAAAUAUAUAGAACAUAAAAACUCUGUUGGGUCAGUUUAGACCGAUGUUGUGCAUCAAAGGGUUAAACGAUAGCAGGAGGGCUAAAUCUGGCCUUGUGCAUGAUUUGAAUGUGGAUUUCAACUGAAGUAAGAAACCCAAACCACAAUGUUAACCUGAUACUGCAUCCAUGCAACACACUGUUUCAAAACACCCCCCACCCCCUGCACAGGCCACUAUGUAUGCAUGAUUUUUUUUUUGGCACAAAUAGACAAAAUGUGAUGGCAACAUCUUAUAUAAGGGUCACACGAGGACCGCCAAGAUCGACAUGUCUUUUUCCCAGCAGGCCACACACACAUACACACAGUUUUAAAUAGAAUAGAAAUGCUCAGUGUAUCAGUCAAAUGUUCACAGUUAUAAAAUGUCUUGUCUACACAUAAUGUUUGUGAUUUAUAUACAGUUAUGGAAAAAAUUAGUAGCUCACCCUUGUUUUCUUCAAUUUCUUGUUCAUUAUAAUGCCUGGUACAACUAAAGGUACAUUUGUUUGGACAAAUAUAAUGAUAACAACAAAAAUACCUGAUAAGAAUUUAAUUUGAGCUCAUAUUUAGACAUUUACCAUGGUUGUCUUGAUAAAAACCAAAAUCAUAAUUAAAAAAAACAUGGAAAAUGUCUAGAUAUCAGCUCUUAAAUUAAACUCUUAUCAGCUAUUUGUGUUAUCUUUAUAUUUGUCCAAACAAAAUGUACCUUUAGUUGUACCAGACAUUAAAAUGAACAAGAAAUUGAGGAAAACAAUGCUCUCAUUUUUUUUUUUUCAUGACUGUAUACAUAAUUCAACUCCCAGAUUCACAGAUUUAGCUAUUCACUUUCGUGAAAAAAGAUCAGACUGUAUGGAAGAGCUAUUUAUUUGGAGGCAAAGGGCUGAAAACAGCUGUGUCACACUCGCCUAAAUCACACAACAAGCAUGUUGCAAGGGUUUUUUUAUUGUGUAUAACAGUGUCACAUAUUUACCAGUAAUUUGCACAUGAAUUAGACCCACAUGGUAACAACAGGAUAGUUUUAAUUUGAAAGGAAGGCCAGUAGUAAACACAGAGGCAAUACAGCAAAACAAAAAGUUGUUCUCUUGCUGCAAUAUUCAGAAAGACAGAAGCAAUGAGUCAGCAAAAGACAGACUCGCUCACCUUCCCUCUUAAAGUCAGACAAUGCAAUGGGAUUUUUAACUAAUUGGCCCAAACAUUGAUGGAAAAAUCCACCCUGGGAUACUUUAACACAUCACCAGUCAGGACUUACUUUGAGCAGAGGUGUCGUCAUUGUCUCCAGGCUACUUUUGGUGAAAUUGGAUUCUGUCUCACUCUGUGUGAUUGUUAAAUAUCAGUGCAAAACAGUGGCUUUUCAACAGCCCUCAGGUGAUGUUUAAAGCUGCAUCCAUUCACAUCUGGCAACUCAAAACACACCGUGAAACAUAAUCACCCUUACAGUUGUUUUUUGCCAAUGUGUUGGCUAAAGAUUGCCAGGUUACAAUACUGCAUCAGCAUUGGUUUUGAGUUUCUCCGUCACUCUUUCAGACUCUUUUGGUCUCCUCCAUCUGUUGACUGGAGGGAAAUAUCUCUAACUCUAAUCUGCUAAUAUGCUCCACUUUGUUACCAGUUAGUCGCUCACUUUUUUGUGCAACUUUUACGAGAGCUCGUUCACUGGAAACUGCAGCAGAUGAAAGCAGAGUUGUGGGUCAGAAAUGCAAAAGUAAAGAGCUGAAAGAAGCUAAAACACUCUAUAGAACCAUAGACUGUAUGAAAUAUGGACAUAGUCUCCAUGUGGUCACCCAGAGGUUUCUUAAGAGCAGAAAUAAAGAUCAAUGUGGGCUCAUGGCCAUAACUUUAAGCCUUAAUAUGAUCUAAACGGGUAAAUUAUAUAAAAAUUCACCCGCCAUACAGUUGGCAUGAAUGUGGAAAUUAGGCGUGUUUCCAUUGAGUACUUUUUUGAAAAGUGGCUGAGUGUUUUGGCUCCGCCCACUAACCAACAGAGUUUAAAUGUGACAACAGACCGACGCGGCAAUCAGUGUUGCCAACUUCGGGACUUUGUCGCUAUAUUUAACGACUAUUCAGACCCUCUAGAGCACUGGUUCCCAACCUUUUCCUUGAGGGACCCACAUUUUUACCAUUGUAAACUUUGGCGACCCCCCCAUUGUCCAUUGCUUCUAUGAAGCCGAACUCAAUGUAACUUUUAUGGUACCCUUUCUUUUUCUUUGCCAUUUUUCCAGCAGCUCUGUUUCUGUUGUUAGGCGAGGUUACCUGUGUAUACUGCAGGAGGGAUGUUACACAUGUCCUUAUUCUCACGAUAUAGCCUUUGUUUUUAAACUUUUCUAUAGUGAUUUUUCUAUUUAAAUAAAUGAAUUAACGUUUAAUGUAGCCCUUAUUUAGUUGUUUUUGUCCCACUAAUGAAUUAAAUGCUGACUCAUCUAUAUUUAACACAUUGGAUUUAUUACAUCCCUUAAAAUCAAGAGGGCUUCGCUUCGCUUCUUCUUUGGCACCCCCCUUCUGGGGUCGGGCCCCCCCUGUUGGGAAUCACUGCUCUAGAGACUCAAAAAAGCGACUAGCAACAAAUCUAGCGACUUUUUCUGGUGUUAUUGGAGACUUUUGGAGACUCGUUCCUUCUCUUUUUAACGAGUAGCAGGCACCGUCCCAAAGCACUCACAAGCGGCCCAGUCCUCCUGCAGCUGCAGUCAGAGCAGGAGACGUUAACCCCUCAGCGUUCAGUCUGCAAAUGAAUCACACAUGCGCGAAAUCGCCAACUAAACCGUAUCCAAUCAGCGUCAACUAGUUAGUAGCGGCUCAGAAAAGUACCGACCCGAGGCAGGUACUUUCUGACCCGCUAAGUUGGGCGGAUCUUGGGAGGAUCCUUUCUCCCAAGCAACACCCAUAGCGGCUCACUAGAGGGAAAAAUACCUAAUGGAAACUCGCCUAAUAGCUUUGGAGACCAAAACUGGCUGUAAACAUGUUUAUUUUUGCCUUAAAGUCAGGCUUUUUAACAUGGGAGUCUAUGAGGAUUGACUUUUGGAGCCAGCCUCAAUUGGCCAAUUUGGGGGAAUAACUCAACAGAAGAUAUUAAUGAGUGCAGCUUUAAAACUGAGAUUUUAGAUCACUUUAAUAACUACAUAUCAUCUGCAUUUGUCUAACUAAUCACAGCAAUAUAAGAGAAAAGACACCGCAGUGGUCCAGAAACACACAUGAAUGGAUUUUUCCUUCAAAAGUAAUAAACUAAACACUAUUGUGUUUGCCAGCAGAGCCUUGCUGUGGUGUAAAACAGUCUGUUAAUGGUGUUUGUAGCUGGUGGGAGGCAGGAGCUGUUAAUGGGACAGAAUGUGUAAUCUGGAAUCCGGUGUGACUCAUUUCACUGAGCAGUGAGGUCGGGGUGGUGUUAAAACUUGUUCCAAUGGAAGAUCAUUAGUUUCCCAGCAUGCAUUUGACCUCAGCUAGUAUGUAAAUGAACUGAAUUCACAGCGAAGUGUGGAUGAGCAGACAGAAGCACCAACUCCAACUAAAACUGUUUGUAGACGACUGUGUCUUGUUUCUUUCACUAUGUUUGAAUUUUUUUUGGAGUGCUUGUUUUUUUGUCCAUGAAGUUAUUUAUUCAUAUUGUUUUUCUUUUUUUUUCUGUGUAAAUAUAUUUAUUUUUGAUGUGAAGUGAACAUUUGGAUUGUAAAUGUGUGUACAGAAUGUGUGGUAGGAAUGUACUUCAGAUAGGAAUGUAUCUGAGCGUGGAAAUUAUGGGUGGAAGCCAUUUUUUUAUAUACAUAGAUAGUUAUAUUAUCUUUGUUUGUUUGUUGCUUUGUUAUUGGUUUUUUUGUGGGGUGGCGGCCACAACUUUUUACAUCUUUUUGUACUCUUUUCGUUCAUCAUUUUCCAGUUGAAGGCGAACAGUUUCAUGCAGCAAUACUCAAAAAAACAAACAACCCGUCUCCAACCUUCAGAUGUCAAGACUCCAAAGCCUGUCAGUCAUAGACGCUUCAAUGCCAAAA